AUGCAUCCCCUUCAGCCUGCUGAUCUCGGCGCUGCGUGCCCCCCUGGUGUUGGACUUCGUGUUGGACCUUCUGCUUCUGUUGCACUUGGCCCAGCUCGUGGUCACGGCACAUCCGCAUCGGCACGCUCCUUGAAGCCCACUGCCACUCACGCCACUGAUAUCACUACCAGCGACGGGGGUGCUAGUGCUGAUGCUAAUGCUGAAGCCGACAUUGACUUUGACAUUGACGACGCCGGCGGCACCGAUGGAGGCCGCGACUUCCCCAUCGACGCGGACUGCGACGACGAUGUCGAGAACUUCUUCGACUUCUACGGCAGCGGCAACGGUGGCAACAGCGGUCUCGGCGGCCACGGCGGCCACAUCAACUUCACAUACCGUGGGCGAUCCAUUCGCGCCGCCGACAGUAGACCGACUUACAAGGACCCCGAGAACCGCGUGACUCGUCGUCUGGUCGAUCGGAGCCGUGAGAUCGAUCCCCUGAGACAUGUCCCUCGAAGAGCGAAGAACCGUCGUUCUUAA
Messenger RNA from Cladophialophora yegresii CBS 114405, 519 nucleotides. RefSeq lists its product as uncharacterized. Bases 1 to 519 code for a protein of 172 amino acids. Lineage: Eukaryota; Fungi; Ascomycota; Eurotiomycetes; Chaetothyriales; Herpotrichiellaceae. The transcript has a single exon. The record is from RefSeq and is a predicted model, not a curated record.